UCUAGAAAACAUUUUAGCAUAAAAAUAAAUUAUGAAUGCCAAGUCUCAUAGUUUGGAAAUUCUCGUUGAGUCUCGUCAAGUAGAAGAAGCAGUUUUGUCCAUUUUUCAUUCAAUUAUUUUACAUCGAUCGACGGGAAAAUUUAGCUACAAACGUGAAGGGACUUAUUCUGUUGGUACUAUUGGAAUGGAAGAUAUAAAUUGUGAUUUUAUCGAUUUCACAUAUGUUCGUGUUUCAUCAGAAACUCUGGCAAAUGUAGUAUCAAAACAUGUAUCCAUUUUCGGUGAAGACUUACGCAAAAAACGAGCUGAAUUGUCUGCGUCUGCAACUACAAUAUCAGGAACUAUUACAAUCGAAUUCUAUCAAAAAAGACGAAAUAGGUGGCCUUUUCCGGAUGAAUCAAUUCCAUGGGAAAUAUGGAAUUUAGUUAUUACAGAAAAACUCUUAACAACAGAAAGCGAGCGACAGGUCGCUCAAGAAAACAUUGGAUCACGUUUAGCAGAGAAAAUAUUCUGUGUAACUGAGGCAAUGAAUCGUCAUGACUUUGUUCCAAAAAUGCCAACACAAUCCGACGUGGAUCUCGUAUUUGACACAUCUUUUCCAGAUAUACAACCGUAUCUGUUUAAAAUUACCCACAGGAUCAAUAGUGACUCUAAUAUUAAUCCACCCGUAUCAGCGAGUGUAGGUUCAACCGUGAAAAGAAUGUUUCGAUAACAAAAAUUGUCUUUGUUUUUGUUUUUCUAUGCAGAUUGAUCUAUUCUUUAUUGUUCUCUUACUUUCCAAUUCUGUGUUUGUAUUGUAAACAGUUUUGGACUAGUUUCAAUGCUAUUGAAUGAAUAUUUGAUAUCACUUCAAAAUAUAUUCAUGCUCUUUUCGAAAAUCCCCUUCGUCCUUUGAAGUAGAGAUAUUUUAUAGAAUUGUCCUUAUUGAAAGUGUGAUUAAAGUAUUGAUUCCUAAUAUGAUAGGCCUAUUAAUUUCAUUCAACUGUUAUUUAGUGCAGAUACUAUUUACUGCGUUCUACAAUAUUACUUAUCAAGUUUCAUUUAUCAAUGGCUUCAAUGCUUAUGCCUUUGCUUUGCCUUGGUGUUAAAAUUUUGAUAUUUCAUAUCAUUGCUUUUCUAUUGAAUUGUAAUGAUUUGGACGUUACUUUCAUAAAGCACACCACAUUUUCUGCUCUUAUUAAUAAGGCUCAUCAUAAACAGCGAUUUACCAUUAGCCUAUUAUUUUUCCACUUUGACAUUACCUUAGUCGCAUAUCACAUUUUGGGGAUAUGCUGAUGGUUGGUAUCUAGACCAGGGUGGUCCAAACCAAGGCGACAUCACUAAUGUCACUGAAUUGACUAGUGUUAUGAAUAUCUGAGACUACUAGCAAGGUUAAAUAAUUCUCCGUUAUGAAGAGUUUGAAAUGUUACACCAAAUGUAGAUAUAGAAAGACUUUUGCACAUUUUAGUAAGUUUUUCGGUGGUUUUUGCUUGUUAUGGCUUGAUUAGCAACAAAUAAUGAUCAAUGUGUUUGCACAAUAAAAUUGUUUGUAUUGUACUGUUUAUUUAUUUUUGGCACUAUUGUUGCCCGUGAAUAAUACAAAAAUAAUUUUGCGACCCCCGAAGCUGACAACCUUGGAUCACCCUGAUCUGGAUAGACUAUACAGGGUUUAAACCUGUGAUCUCUAACUAUGAUACCACUGUUAGUAUGUCAGUUUACUAAGCCAUUCAAAGUCAUAUUUUUCCUCUUUUCUUUUCCAACCUUCUUUAUUUCUUCAUUGUAUGUAUUUGUGCUGAUUUUAUAAAUAAUUUUUUUUUUGUUUAAAAUGGAUGUGAAUAACUCAAUACGCUCCCUGUUUAUGUCAUACUGCUAAAUAUUAACUGGUACUUUUCAGA
This is a messenger RNA of Styela clava, 1874 nucleotides long. Its product is annotated as autophagy-related protein 101-like. Lineage: Eukaryota; Metazoa; Chordata; Ascidiacea; Stolidobranchia; Styelidae. Gene Ontology annotation, molecular function: protein kinase binding. The record is from RefSeq and is a predicted model, not a curated record. Gene Ontology annotation, biological process: autophagy; autophagosome assembly. Gene Ontology annotation, cellular component: Atg1/ULK1 kinase complex; phagophore assembly site.